CGUCCUUUAAAUCCAUUUACUCUUUAGUGUUGUUUUGUGGACGUGGAGUGUACUCCCAGUAUCUCCUUUGCAAAUGGGCUCCGUAGCCUAGCGUUUUCUCCCCUGAGCCAGGUCACCUGUGGUCUCGAGCUGCUGGGAUUCUGCUGGGCGCAGCCUUAAGUCUUCAAGGGUUUACAACUUGCACAAGAACAAAGAUCAAGAAACAUGGCAGCAAUCCCGUCAAGCGGCUCCCUUGUGGCAACCCACGACUAUUACAGAAGGCGCCUGGGUUCCACUUCCAGCAACAGCUCCUGUGGAAGUGCUGAGUAUGGGGAAGUCAUCCCUCACCAUCCAGGUCUCCCCAAGUCUGACCCUGGACACUGGUGGGCCAGCUUCUUCUUUGGAAAGACAACCCAUCCAGUUAUGACAACUGUGUCGGAAUCCCCAGAGAACUCAGGAACUUUCCAGGUGGCGAACGGCAUGAUCACAUGUGGCCUGGCUCAGGAAGUGAUGAGGAAGCGGCAUGCCAGCGAGCCCAGCAAACCGAACGCAGGUCCCACUGCAUGAGGAGGCUGAUGCCCCUGGCCUGACACUUCUGACGAACGCUAGGAGACAGAGCCCAUUUUUUCACUCCCCCCCUCCCUGUAGAGUAGGUUGGCUGCUUCGAGUACUUACUUAGACGUAGGGUUUUAUAAAAACAAAAAUGGCAACUUAAAAAAAAAAAACUUCUACACCGUCCUUUUCUACACUCUUGGUAAAUGCAGCUACGUCUUUUUUUUUCCCCCCACACAGCCUUGUUAACACUUAAUUUCUGUUUCAUUUUUGUACUCGUCUAACGGAAACUAAUAAAUCCUGAGCAGCCUUUUAAA
Molecule: messenger RNA, 848 nt
Organism: Rhineura floridana
Lineage: Eukaryota; Metazoa; Chordata; Lepidosauria; Squamata; Rhineuridae
Gene: PPDPF
Product: pancreatic progenitor cell differentiation and proliferation factor
Exons: 5
Coding region: 205-546 (113 amino acids)
Biological process (GO): multicellular organism development; cell differentiation
Source: RefSeq, a predicted model, not a curated record